This is a messenger RNA of Polypterus senegalus (gray bichir), 6595 nucleotides long. It is a transcript of the gene usp36, whose product is annotated as ubiquitin specific peptidase 36. Gene Ontology annotation, cellular component: nucleus; cytosol. The record is from RefSeq and is a predicted model, not a curated record. Gene Ontology annotation, molecular function: cysteine-type deubiquitinase activity; cysteine-type endopeptidase activity. Bases 166 to 3573 code for a protein of 1135 amino acids. Lineage: Eukaryota; Metazoa; Chordata; Cladistia; Polypteriformes; Polypteridae. Gene Ontology annotation, biological process: regulation of apoptotic process; protein deubiquitination. The transcript is spliced from 21 exons.
CUGUUGGCGCACAAGUGGGUUGUUCUGCGUCUUUGGGCCGAGGUUGGCAAAUUAUUGUGGGGAAGCAGAAGGGAAAACCAGAGAACAAAUAUUUUGUAAGCGCCUGUCCAGAGGAGCUGCCAGCGCCCGCACUGAACGUUGGCGAAUGAGACCAGGAGAUGCACUAUGCCAAUAGUUGACAAAUUAAAAGAGGCCCUGAAGCCUGGCCGGAAAGACUCAACGGAUGAUGGGGACCUCAGUAAACUGCUUGCAGCUUCUGCCAAGAAGGUACUGCUACAGAAGAUUGAAUUUGAACCAGCUACCAAGGGGUUCAGCUACCAGUUAGAGAGCCUCAAAAGCAAGUAUGUUAUCCUUAACCCGAAACAAGAGGGGGCCACUGGACAGAAGGAAAGUGAUCAGAUAGUGGCAAAGAAACAAGAUUUUGAAUAUACAUUUGGUACAGUUAAUGAUGGCAUCCCUGCUCCUCAAAAGAUGCUUUUUCCAGGAAACAAGCUGACCCUUAAAUGGGAACGGGUUUAUCGAGUUGGAGCAGGCCUCCACAACCUGGGGAAUACAUGCUUUCUCAAUGCCACUAUCCAAUGUCUCACAUACACCCCACCGCUUGCCAACUACCUUUUAUCCAAGGAGCACAGCAGACAAUGUCAACAAUCUGGGUUUUGCAUGAUUUGUAUCAUGCAAAACCAUUUGACCCAGGCAUUUGCAAACAAUGGCAAUGCAAUCAAGCCAGUUUCUUUCAUCCGAGAUUUGAAAAAAAUUGCAAGGCAUUUUCGCUUUGGCAGUCAAGAAGAUGCACAUGAAUUUUUGCGCUAUACAAUUGAUGCAAUGCAGAAAGCCUGCCUCAACGGUUAUGCCAAGCUUGACAGACAGACACAGGCUACAACUUUGGUUCACCAGAUAUUUGGAGGAUACCUCAGGUCAAGAGUUAAGUGUUCAGUAUGUAAAAGUGUUUCUGACACUUACGACCCCUAUUUGGAUAUUGCUUUAGAAAUCCGGCAAGCUCCAAAUAUUGUUCGGGCUCUAGAACUGUUUGUAAAAGCUGAUGUUCUCAGUGGAGACAAUGCCUACAUGUGUGCAAAGUGCAAAAAGAAGGUUCCAGCAACUAAGCGCUUUACAAUUCAUCGACCUUCAAAUGUCUUGACUUUGUCUCUUAAGAGAUUUGCCAACUUUAGUGGGGGAAAAAUAACAAAGGAUGUUGCUUAUCCAGAAUUCUUGAAUAUCUGUCCAUACAUGUCUCAAAGCUCUGGUGAUCCUAUCAUGUACGGUUUAUAUGCUGUUCUGGUCCAUUCAGGGUAUAGCUGUCAUGCUGGUCAUUACUACUGUUAUAUCAAGGCCAGCAAUGGACAGUGGUACCAGAUGAAUGAUUCCAUGGUACAUCCUAGCAAUAUCAAAGUUGUUCUUAAUCAACAAGCAUAUGUUUUGUUUUACCUAAGACUGCCAGACACAAAGAAGAAUUUGGAUGGUCUUUGUUGUAAGCCUGGAUCUGUGCCACACAUUAAGAGUAUGCAAACUCCAGAAAUAACGAAGAAAAUCACUCUCAAUGGACCACUGUCUUCACCACAAGUAAUGAAGAAACCUGACUCCUCUUUGUUGAGGAAGACCCAAACCGUGGAUGAAAUUGGUGUUUCAGUUAGUCGAAAUGGCAUUAGCUCAUCUUCAAAAGUACAAUACAGUUCUCAGUCUCCAAGGACACCAUCAAAGGUGUCAAAUUCUCCUGCUGUGAUUGAAGAGUCAUUUAAAAAAGUAAAGAAGACAUCUCCACAGCUGCAGACAAAAAACAGUCUGGGGUCAGCCAUCAAUGGUAAUGGGAACAAGACUGAGAGCGACAAAAGGCAGUCAUCUGAAAGCAGGAAUAUGGCCACAUCUACCUCACUGAAGUCUUUGUCUGAAAUGACAUCAGACAGACAGGAUGAAAAGGAUUUGAAUUCUAAUGGAUCUCAGUGGAAGGAAAUUGACAAUCCACGCACCAUUCUAAAUGGAGAAAACACUUUGAGAAAUAGUCUGAAAGGCCUUCCAGCCUCACCUAGUCUGAGGCUGGAAACGUAUAGUGCCAAUACUGAGGAUCAGAAGAUGGCAAAGUUAAAGCCCCAGGUGCUUACUAACAUCGCAUCUGAAACUGCAAGCACGAUGUCACCUCCACCUGCAAAGAAGUUGGCUCUUUCAGCAAAGAAGGACAGCUCCCUCCCGAUGUCGAGCGGCAGUGAGCAUAAAGUCUCCCAACUCCAUCUUCCUAAUGGACCUUUUCAUUCAGCGCAACACCAGCCCCUCACCUACUCAUCUCCUGCACAAAAAGACAGGGGUGUCCCAUUUCAUUCUUCCAAGUCUCCAACAACAUGUGAAUUAAGAUUAGAUUGUCCAUCUUUUUGUAAAAGCCCCAAAAAGUCACUUCUCCCCUUAAUUUCUGAUUCCCUGAACUUAAAACAGCUGCCUUUCUCUCAGCUGGAGAUUAAUGGAUCCUCUAGCUUAGUCUCUAGAAGCACCAGACUGUCUGGCUCAGACUCAUCAGCGGAGCACAUAAAACCAUUAGGUACUGACCUAACUGAUGCCUCUGAGCCAAAAUGCAGUGAUCAUUACAAAAGAAAAAAGAAAAAACAUAAACGGGGAAAAAAGGGCCAAGAGUAUUGUUUAAAAGAAUCACAUUGUGCGGCAGGGAACUAUGGAGAUGAGUCUGGAGAAGUUCUACACACAGUGAAAAAGAAAAAAAGGAAGCGAAAGCAUGAGGAUGAGGAAUCAGAGGUGGGAGAAAAUCGAAAGACCAGUGUGCUUUCUCAUCUGGAGCAAGAGAGCCACAGGGGUCAAAUGGAGACAUGCAGCACUUCCACUGGGGGUGACCAUUCAAAGCUAAGCCCUAGUUUGGAUACUGUCUUGAACAAUCCCAUAAGCAAGAAACACAAAAAGAAACACAAGAAGAAAUCUAGGAAGAAGCAUGAAGACACACCUGUAUGCAACACUGACAGUCAACCAGAACUGGAAAGUUUUCUUGGAAAUGACUCUCGUAAGGUAAAGAAAAGAAAGAAAAAGAAAAAAAAAUGUCGAGAAAGGGAAGAAGGGAUUAACCAUGGGCAAAAAAGAAAGCAGGAUGAUGAAGAUGAUCCUCUUGAAGCCAUUCCUGUCUGUGAAAGAAACACCAAAGACUCCAGUCACGCAGCAGUGUUUAAUUGGGACAGCCAAGUCCGUGAUGGGUACCAUCGCAAUGCAAACCUUCCCAAUCCAGAGAAGUCAAAUUCAGAGAGUUUGACAUCCAGUCUAGCAUGGGAUGGCAAAAAAGAUUUGAACGUUGUGAAUGAACUUUGCAGACAUUCCAUGGACACUGCUUAUGGCACCCAAGUUCUUACCUGGGAGGGGGAAGUCUCAGCUGUUAGUCAAGAUGCUAUCGAAGAUUCUGCAAUUGCCAGGAAAAAUACUGUAAUUGAUGCCUGGGAUGAGGAAUUUGAUACUGGAACAGUGAAAAAGGUAAAAAAAUUCAAGAGGGAGAAAAGAAGACACCAUAAUGUUUUCCAGAAUUUUCAAAAUCGGCGUAAUUUCUGGUUAGCAAGUCAUCCUGGUAAAUUUCCCAGUUUUGGCUAUCGAUACUGACUGUAGUGUGUUCAGGCAAUAAAAAUGACACAGGAAAUUGUCUAAAGAAGAAUGUCCCAGCAUUUCAUUUUAGUAGAAAGGAAAUUGGCCAGGAAAACAGAGACCUUAUUCAGAGCUUCUAAGACCCAUUCAAUGAUGCCAAGGUGUACUGCCAGUGUAUGAAAAUGUUUAUAAGUUUGGGCUCAAAAAGGAAAGUUAAUUUAAAAAUGGGAGUGGCAUAUUUUUAAUUUUAUUGUUAAUGUAUGUUUUGUUUGUUAAAAAAUAUUCACACUAACUCUCAUUGACAGAUGUAAUCUUAGUGGCAAUUUGUUGAGGCUGGGCAAACAUCUCGGCAUGGAUAUUGGGGUUAUGCAUUCUGUGCUCCCUUCUGGAAAGUUCGCUUUAAAUGGGGAAAAAAAAUCACUGCCAUAUGGCCUAAUGUCCUUCUAUAAUAUACAUGGCAAUAUCUAAUUCCCACAUGUGGAGAGGUCAAAUUUGUAAGAUAUUUGUCUGUUUUUAAUGUUUUUAAAAAAUAUCUUUGUUUUUAUUUUUUAUUUUCCUUUAAUCAUUUAGAUGGAAUAGGAAAGGAAACUUCAGUAGUUUAACCAACUGUCAUCCCUCUUUACAAAGAGAUUUUUCUACAUGUUAAACAAAAAGAAAUAACAUUUUCACUUAGCAGCAUCUUGGUCACCAUAAAGCAGUAUGUUUCAUCGUUGUGUUCCAUAAAUCACUAAACAUGUUUGGGCUGUCUUUAAAGUGCGAAGUUGCUGAGGUAAAGAGUAUAAGCCUAGAAUAAUGAGAGACAUUUUAAAGGUAAGGAGGUCUGCGUGUAAUUGAACUGCUUGGAUUCGCAAUGUUGAUUUAAGGCCAUCCAUGAAUUGCUAGACAGAAGACUGAACUAAACACAUGCUGCUACGUGACCUGCCUGCUGGAAAUUGGCCUUGAUCAUAUCUAAUCUUAUUUACUAUUUUUUAAACAGCUGAAAAGGGCACUUGUAAACUCAGGUAAUUUAUUAAUUCUGAAAAGUGUAUUUUUUAAGGUCAGAUCUCGGAAUCCGUUAUCAUUUUUAAUUUACUCCGAGACCAAACCAGCUUUUUGAUGCGUUUUCCCUAGCUAUUGCUAGAGAAAAAUAACCAAAUGCUAAGAUGCGUAUUUUAAGCAAACACCGUUUUUGUGACUGAACAAAAGGAGUAGUUCUGAAAAGUAGUUUUGCAGUAAACAGUAUGGCAGUUGUGAUCAUCCAUGUGUAUUCCGUGCUGAAAUAACUACGUUUUGUUGUUUUCCUUUGGCUUUCCAUCUUCUUAUGAAUUCAUUUUUUUUUUUUUUACAUUUUUGUUUAAAAUUUAAUUUACUGUCCAGUCCUUGUUUUAAAUGAGGUUAACACUCUCAGGAGACUGAAACCAAGAAUGAAUUGGAGCAAAAGUAACCAUUGCGGUUGUUAAGAAGGGCAGUUCUGCAUGAAGCGAGUUUAAAAUUCUGACUUUAUUGACAGAUAAAGAAGCUGCUGCAGCAAAACAUUGUGAUAGACAAUAGGGCCUCAACGGCUAGAAUGCGUACCCUCACGAUGUGCACUUUAUUUACCAGAAAAAUAACAUGUUUCAGUAUUGCAUGUUUGUAUUUCAAACUGUUAGCUUAUAGCAAGUGUGUUUAAGGUAACAUUUAAGUGUUGGCAUUUCGUAAUAACUUAUCAUUCCCUCUGAUUUCCCAUAUCCAUCACAUUUUCAUUAUUCUUUACUAAUGGUACAUAUUGUUCAGUAUGUUCCAAUGGUUCAUUUUAGGAGCUGAUUUGGUUUCUCAACUGAAUAUUUCAUGUAACCGUCUUUGCCUUAAUCCUUGUUUAAAUCAAAUUUGAUCCCUAAAGUCAAUUGAGUUUUGUUUUUUUUUUUAACAUUGUGCUUUUUAAUCAGAUUGGUUCUAGACUCCCAGCUAAUAUAAACAUUUUUAUACACCUGAAGUUUUGACUUGCACUUUUGACCGUGUCUGUCGCAGUUAGCCCUCUGCCACACUUUCCCGAAGCAGUGCGUAUCCUCAGUUGUUGUUAUGAUAGUGUUGUUCCCCACACCCUCUCCUAAAUGAUUCAAAAAAUGUGCUCUUUUUUCAGAUGCCUCGGCUAGUUUGCUUUGAUUAUAAGGGAAAUGUUUCUGAAUGGAUCUGAAAAUAAAUACAAUGGAGUUUGCCACCCUAGCUGAAAAGGCAAGAGAAAGUUAAAAAUAGGAACACACCUCACACCUUCUUUCUAUGCAAUGUCAGUGAAAGACCAUUAAACUGUUUUCCACUAUAGGACAUUAAGGGGCUUUUGAUGAUUCCAUGAUUAUUGUGUUAAUAUUUAUAUUAAUCAAUUUUUUGAAUGAUUUGUAUUUACUUGGGAAGAAAAAGAAUCCUACUAAGUGUAGCCACAUACUGUGCCAGUGAACAUUGGCUGUCCCUCAUAUUUCUAUUAAUUUUAUUACAUUUUUAGAAUGUAUAGAAUUGUAAAGAGGUCAGCAUUUGAAGGGAAUCUACAUCUUUUAAACGGAUUCUUUUCUGAUAAGAGAAAAAGUAAAGCUCAUCCAGUUAAAAAACAAAAUGUAAGCCUGUGCUUCCAAAAUUUUCCAGUGCUUGUUGAAAUGAAUUUCUUGGAUAAUGUUUAAUUGUAGAGUUAUAUUUUUAGAAUGAACUUCUAUUUGAGAGAAUGCAUUGUAGUAGCAGGUACAAAUGGACCGUAUCCUAGCAUUCAGUGCUUAAGUUAUAAGACAUGCAAUAUGUUCGGUAUAAAUAUGGUAUUAUAUGAUAUAUUUAAAAAAAAAAAAAAAUUGAACAAAAGUAUAGAAAAUGUUAUCAUCACAGAAACCUUUGUGGGAGAAUAUAUGACUGUGGAAUGACAUAAAAUUAAGUCUGCUUUCGAUUUCUUCCAGUGUUUAAAGUCAUAUCAUAUUUACAUUUAAAUUUAUGUAUUUUUGCAUCAUACUCUGUGGAUACAGUUUAUAUAGAGACUUUAAAAGAUGUCACAUAUAUGUAUAUAAUAUGUAAAUGAAGGUGCAAUAAAGUCUUAAUUUUGUGAAAA